Messenger RNA from Micromonas commoda, 1721 nucleotides. RefSeq lists its product with no specific name. The transcript has a single exon. Lineage: Eukaryota; Viridiplantae; Chlorophyta; Mamiellophyceae; Mamiellales; Mamiellaceae. The record is from RefSeq and is a predicted model, not a curated record. The coding region runs from base 1 to 1554 and encodes 517 amino acids.
AUGUGCAGCCGACCGUUUUCGGGCGGACACUCUCGGCACUUUCGCCCCUGUCUGCCUGUCGACGACCAGGCGCUCAACUGCGGAGCCCCGACUUCGUUCGUCCACUUGGCGCGCGGCGGAUCGGGCGCGAUGUCCGCGUCGCCCGUCGCGAACGUGACGACGAUGUCGCUCUAUGGAGACAAGGAGAGUGCCUCGGAGGUGCGUCGAACGGCCCGGAACGAACGACGAAGGCCCCGGAAGGGUGGACGGGUGCCGUCUCAUCUUCAUUCAUGUUUUUCUCACGCCACCGCACGCGUCGGGCGCGCCGCGUCUCUUCGUCCCUCCCGCCUCACCCUUCCGCCGAUUCAUCCACCGACGCAGUUCUGGGUUCAAAAGUACGAGCGCGACGCGCGGAAGAACUGGGACGUCUUCUACAAGAACAACGGCGACAGGUUCUUCAAGGACAGGCACUACUUCGGGCGCGAGUGGGCGCACGUGUUCCCCGCCGCCGCCGCCGCGCGCCGCGACGGCGACGUCGCCGCCGACGAUUCAUCUUCCGACGGUUCAUCUUCCGAAGACGACGUGGACCCGCUGGAUAGGAUGGGCAACGUGGAUAGGACGGGCGACGACGAGCGCGAGCUCGGCCCCGCGCCCCGGUACGCCAACCCCGCCUCUCCCAUCCACCCCUUUCCCGGCCGAGUCUUUCUCGAGAUCGGAUGCGGCGCGGGCAACAGCGCGUUCCCGUUGCUCGACCUCGACCCGACCGCCACCGUCUUCUGCUGCGACUUCUCCCCGAGGGCGGUGGCGCUCGUGGAGCGCAGGCGGCAGACGCUUCCGGCGGAUAAGCGCGAUCGGAUCAAGCCGUUCGUGUGCGACGUCUCUCGAGAGCCUCUGUGUGGCGGGUCAAGCGGGCCGGUACCGCCCGGCUGCGUCGACGUGUGCACGAUGGUCUUCGUCCUGUCCGCGAUCGCGCCGGAACGUAUGCCGGACGUUUUAAGAAACGUCUCAAGCGUGAUGCGCCCCGAAGGCGCCGGGCGCGUGCUGCUGAGGGACUACGCGGAUGGGGAUUUGGCGCAGCGACGGCUGUUGGACAAGGGCGACGGACGAAAGUUGGGGGACAAUCACUACGUCCGCGGCGACGGGACGCGAGCGUUUUACUUUGAAAAACGCUUCGUUAAAGACCUCUUCGCGACGCAAGGGAUGGCGCUCGAGGAGAUGACGGUGCACGCGAGGGCCGUCACGAACAGAGCGGACGCGCGGCGCAUGGACAGGCGUUGGCUUCAGUGUUCGUUCGCGUCUGCGCACGUCUGCGCGGCGCCGCUUCCGCCGCCGCCGCCGCCCCCCGAACCGGAGUGGCGACGGCGCGCGAGGGAGGCGGAGGCGGCUCGCGCGGCGCGGGCGGCGAGGGAGGAGGAGGAGAGGGCGGCGAGGGAGGAGGAGGCGCGCGUCGAGGGGGAGAGGGCGCGCGCGGCGUUGGGCGGGUGCGACCGGAUCGAGUUGGAAAAUUUUCUGGAGGAGCUCCGGCUCGCCGGUCGAAUAACCGCCGACGAGAUCGCGGCGAGGCUCGGUCGAUGAGGGCGAGGAUUCGAUUCGGCGAAGGUAGGUUCGGCGCGCGCACGCGGCGCGGGUUUAGGGUUCGUUCGAUGCCGAACGCGGGACGAGAUUCGGCGUAUCUAUCCGUAGCGGCGAGCGCGCUUUUCGCUCUCGUCUCGAGAUUUAAAAAAAAUUCAAGCGUUGGGCGA